CAUCCGUACCAGAAAAUAAUAGGAGGCCCUCCAAUUGCAAUGACUUGCAACCAGUGCUAGACAUAGGGAGUACACUCAUGGAUCCAGUCUUCUUGUUGUCAGAACAUUUGUGAGCAUUCAUACCACUUUUGGAGAGAUGGCAGGGCCUUUUUAGCGGUGGCUCCAAAGUGCCAGAAUAGAGGGAAUUUACCUUUUGUCUGAAGUAUUUGUCUGCUUUCUAUAAUAACACCAAUCUGCUUGGCAAGACCUGGAAUACUGAUAAUCAGAAGGAUUGAUGUCUUGGAUGGGUUGCUUCACUUUUAAUAAAUCAUUUGCCCAGCUGUGCAUUGGGGUUCUUUUUAGACAAAGUUGUUAAAUGAUUUCUCAUGAACUUCCUUGAGAGUGGGAGAGUUAGGCUUCAAGGGCUAUUGAGGGAGAAAGAAAAUACACGAUUGUACUUUGUAUGACUUAGUUCUUUAGCUUGCUAAGGCAAUGCAGGAAUUCUGGUUCUUACAAAAGAGAAUGAUUUAUAUAGAGUCUUAAUGGUGAGAAUGGAAAAACAGUUCAGCACCACCUGUGUUCCGGGCACUUAGUGUACAAAGAUGUGUUCUUUUUCUUCCCAAGGACAAACUAAGGUUGGAAAGCUAUUUGAAACAUGUUCUCUAAAGCCAGACAAGCCUCCUUUCUUUAGAUAUAACAAGUGGGAACAUGUAAAAGUUAAAAUUAGUACAUACAAAGGGCCCUGCUGAUCAAAGCAAAGCUCCUUCCAGUCCAGUGCUGGCUAAUCAGGUGCCCCUUAGCAACCCCCCAACCCUGUGACCAAGUGCAUUUUCAGAGAGUUGUUGAACACACCACGGUUUCUGAGUUCCCAAUGGCAUGGAGAGCAUUUGGAUGGCACAGUGGAGAGGAAGAAUUGGUCAGGUGAAAGUGGCUCUUCCUCACCUUCAUUUGUCUGAACCAUUUUAUGGGUUCUUCAGAAAGCCCACCUUACAGAAGAAUUUUAUAACGUGUAGCUGAUGCCAAGGCUAGCUUAAAAGCAUCCAAGAUGACGACGACAGUAGCAACAGACUAUGACAAUAUUGAAAUCCAACAGCAAUACAGUGACGUGAACAACCGCUGGGAUGUUGAUGAUUGGGACAAUGAGAACAGUUCCGCACGGCUCUUUGAGAGGUCUCGCAUUAAAGCCUUAGCAGAUGAACGAGAGGCAGUCCAGAAAAAGACAUUCACUAAGUGGGUUAAUUCUCACCUGGCACGUGUAUCCUGCAGAAUCACAGACUUGUACACCGACCUUCGCGAUGGGCGGAUGCUUAUCAAACUGUUGGAAGUUCUUUCUGGAGAAAGGCUUCCCAAGCCAACAAAGGGAAGGAUGCGCAUCCAUUGCUUGGAGAAUGUUGACAAAGCCCUGCAGUUUCUUAAAGAGCAGCGAGUGCAUCUUGAAAACAUGGGAUCCCAUGAUAUUGUGGAUGGAAAUCACAGACUAACCCUUGGCCUUAUUUGGACUAUAAUAUUACGAUUCCAGAUUCAGGAUAUCAGUGUCGAAACAGAAGACAACAAAGAGAAAAAAUCUGCUAAAGAUGCACUACUCCUCUGGUGCCAGAUGAAGACAGCUGGCUAUGCCAACGUCAACAUCCACAACUUCACCACCAGCUGGAGGGACGGCAUGGCUUUCAACGCACUAAUCCAUAAACACAGGCCCGAUCUUAUUGAUUUUGAUAAACUGAAGAAAUCAAAUGCACACUACAAUCUGCAGAAUGCUUUUAACUUGGCAGAACAACACCUCGGCCUUACUAAACUGCUGGAUCCAGAGGAUAUCAGUGUUGACCAUCCUGAUGAAAAGUCCAUUAUCACCUAUGUGGUGACCUAUUAUCACUACUUUUCAAAGAUGAAAGCCUUAGCUGUUGAAGGAAAGCGUAUCGGAAAGGUGCUUGACAAUGCAAUCGAGACAGAGAAGAUGAUAGAGAAAUACGAGUCGUUGGCUUCUGACCUUCUUGAGUGGAUUGAGCAAACCAUCAUCAUCUUGAACAACCGCAAAUUUGCCAACUCGUUAAUUGGUGUGCAGCAACAGCUACAGGCCUUCAACACCUACCGCACAGUGGAGAAACCACCCAAAUUCACAGAAAAAGGAAAUUUAGAAGUGCUGCUCUUCACCAUCCAAAGCAAAAUGAGGGCCAACAAUCAGAAAGUGUACAUGCCCAGGGAAGGGAAACUCAUCUCAGAUAUCAACAAGGCCUGGGAGAGACUGGAAAAAGCUGAGCAUGAAAGAGAACUGGCACUGCGUAAUGAGCUCAUCCGACAGGAGAAACUGGAACAACUUGCCCGUAGAUUCGACCGCAAGGCAGCUAUGAGGGAGACGUGGCUGAGCGAAAACCAGCGUCUGGUUUCACAGGACAACUUUGGGUUUGACCUCCCAGCUGUGGAGGCUGCCACAAAGAAGCACGAAGCCAUCGAGACAGACAUUGCAGCCUACGAAGAAAGAGUCCAGGCAGUAGUCGCUGUUGCCAGGGAGCUGGAGGCAGAGAACUACCAUGACAUAAAGCGCAUCACCGCAAGAAAAGACAAUGUGAUCCGCCUUUGGGAGUACCUUCUGGAGCUGCUCAGGGCACGCAGACAACGACUGGAGAUGAACCUUGGUCUGCAAAAGAUUUUCCAGGAAAUGCUGUACAUAAUGGACUGGAUGGAUGAGAUGAAGGUGUUGCUGCUGUCCCAAGACUACGGCAAACAUCUCCUGGGCGUAGAAGACCUCUUGCAGAAGCAUGCGCUUGUGGAGGCCGAUAUUGCCAUUCAGGCUGAGAGGGUGAGAGGGGUCAAUGCAUCAGCUCAGAAAUUCGCAACAGAUGGAGAAGGCUACAAGCCCUGUGAUCCACAAGUCAUCAGAGAUCGUGUGGCCCACAUGGAGUUCUGCUACCAGGAGCUUUGUCAGUUAUCGGCCGAACGCCGAGCUCGCUUGGAAGAGUCCCGGCGCCUUUGGAAGUUCUUCUGGGAAAUGGCUGAAGAGGAGGGAUGGAUAAGGGAAAAAGAACAGAUCUUGUCAUCAGAUGAUUAUGGGAAGGACUUAACCAGCAUUGUCCGGCUUCUUAGCAAGCAUAAGGCAUUUGAAGAUGAAAUGAGUGGCCGGAGCAGCCACUUCCAGCAGGCAAUCAAGGAAGGGGAAGAUAUGAUAGCUGAGGAUCACUUUGGAUCUGAGAAGAUCAGGGAGAGGAUUAUAGACAUCCAGAAUCAGUGGGCCAACCUAGAGCAGCUCUCUGCUAUCCGGAAGAAGAGGCUGGAAGAAGCUUCCCUCCUUCACCAAUUCCAAGCUGAUGCCGACGACAUCGAUGCGUGGAUGUUGGACAUCCUCAAAAUUGUCUCUAGUAGUGAUGUCGGCCAUGAUGAGUAUUCCACUCAGUCCUUGGUUAAGAAACACAAAGAUGUGGCAGAAGAGAUUGCAAGCUACAGGUCAAUCAUGGAUGCUCUGCACGAGCAAGCCAGAGCUUUGCCACAGGAACAUGCAGAGUCUGUUGAUGUGCAGAGCAGGUUGUCCGGAAUGGAAGAAAGGUACAAAGAGGUUGCGGAGCUCACACGGCUUCGCAAGCAGGCCCUGCAGGACACUUUGGCUCUGUACAAGAUGUUCAGUGAAGCGGAUGCCUGUGAGCUGUGGAUUGAUGAGAAGGAACAAUGGCUGAACAACAUGGAGAUCCCUGAGAAACUGGAAGACCUGGAAGUGAUCCAGCACAGAUUUGAAAGUUUAGAACCAGAAAUGAACAAUCAGGCAUCCCGUGUUGCAGUGGUUAACCAGAUUUCCAGGCAGCUGAUACACAAUGGUCAUCCAAAUGAAAAGGAGAUCAAGGCACAGCAAGAUAAGCUCAAUACGAGGUGGAGCCAGUUCCGAGAACUGGUGGACAUCAAGAAAGAUGCUCUUAUCUCAGCCCUUAGUAUCCAGAACUACCACCUUGAGUGCAAUGAAACCAAAUCUUGGAUCAGGGAGAAGACUAAAGUUAUUGAAUCCACCCAGGAGCUUGGCAAUGACCUGGCUGGCGUUAUUGCUCUUCAGAGGAAGCUGACUGGAAUGGAACGUGAUUUGGUUGCUAUUGAGGCCAAGCUAAGUGACCUCCAGAAAGAGGCUGAGAAGUUAGAAUCAGAACAUCCUGACCAAGCUCGGGCCAUCCUGUCCAGGCUUGCUGAAAUCAACGAUGUUUGGGAAGAAAUGAAGACGACCUUGAAGAACCGUGAAGAGUCACUUGGAGAGGCAAGCAAACUGCAGCAGUUCUUGCGUGACUUGGAUGACUUCCAGUCCUGGCUCUCUCGGACCCAGACAGCCAUUGCCUCAGAAGACAUGCCAAAUACACUGACGGAAGCUGAGAAGCUGCUCACGCAGCAUGAGAACAUCAAGAACGAAAUCAACAAUUAUGAGGAAGACUAUCAGAAGAUGAGGGAUAUGGGCGAGAUGGUGACACAAGGGCAGACAGAUGCUCAGUACAUGUUCUUACACCAGCGGCUGCAGGCUUUGGACACAGGAUGGAAUGAGCUUCACAAGAUGUGGGAAAAUCGGCAGAAUCUUCUCUCGCAGUCCCAUGCCUAUCAGCUCUUCCUCAGGGACACAAAGCAAGCAGAAGCAUUUCUUAACAACCAGGAAUAUGUUUUGGCGCAUACCGAAAUGCCCACCACUUUGGAAGGCGCAGAAGCAGCUAUCAGAAAACAGGAGGAUUUCAUGACCACCAUGGAUGCCAACGAGGAGAAGAUCAACGCUGUUGUGGAGACCGGGCGGAGGCUAGUGAGUGAUGGCAACAUCAACUCAGACAGAAUCCAAGAGAAAGUGGACUCCAUCGAUGACAGACAUAAGAGAAAUCGUGAAGUGGCCAGUGAGCUUCUAAUGAGAUUAAAAGAUAACAGAGAUCUUCAAAAGUUUCUUCAGGAUUGCCAGGAGCUCUCCCUCUGGAUUAAUGAGAAGAUGCUCACCGCGCAAGACAUGUCUUACGAUGAAGCAAGGAACCUGCACAGCAAGUGGCUGAAGCACCAGGCCUUCAUGGCAGAGCUCGGCUCCAACAAAGAAUGGCUCGACAAGAUUGAAAAGGAGGGGAUGCAGCUUAUUGCUGAGAAGCCCGAAACUGAGUCUGUCGUGAAAGAGAAGUUGACCAGCCUGCACCAAAUGUGGGAGCAGCUUGAAAGCACAACCCAGCUGAAGGCGCAACGGCUCUUCGAUGCCAACAAGGCUGAGCUGUUCACCCAGAGCUGUGCGGACCUGGAUAAGUGGCUGAAUGGGCUGGAGAGCCAGAUACAGUCGGACGACUACGGCAAGGACCUCACCAGCGUCAACAUUCUGCUGAAGAAGCAACAGAUGCUCGAGAACCAAAUGGAUGUUCGUAAGAAGGAGAUCGAGGAGCUGCAGAGUCAGGCCCAGGCCCUGAGCCAGGAGGGCAAGAGUACUGAUGAAGUUGAUGGCAAACGCCUCAUUGUGGAGAAGAAGUUCACGGAGCUGCUGGAACCACUGACUGAGAGGAAGGCCCACUUGUUGGCCUCCAAGGAGAUCCACCAGUUCAACCGGGAUGUGGAAGAUGAAAUUCUGUGGGUUGGAGAGAGGAUGCCUAUUGCCACAUCUACAGAUCAUGGUCACAACCUCCAGACGGUGCAGUUGUUAAUUAAGAAGAAUCAGACACUUCAGAAGGAAAUCCAGGGACACCAACCUCGUAUCGAUGACAUUUUCGAGAGGAGCCAAAACAUCGUGACAGACAGCAGCCUUAACGCCGAAGCGAUCCAGCAGCGGCUCACAGACCUGCGGCAGCUUUGGAACCUCCUGUUCGAGGAGACGGAGAAGCGCCACAAGCGCUUGGAGGAGUCCCACAAAGCCCAACAGUACUACUUCGAUGCUGCUGAGGCAGAAGCCUGGAUGAGUGAGCAGGAGCUCUACAUGAUGUCAGAAGAGAAGGCCAAGGAUGAACAAAGUGCUGUUUCCAUGUUGAAGAAACACCAGAUUUUGGAGCAGGCUGUAGAAGACUAUGCUGAGACGGUGCAUCAGUUAUCCAAGACCAGCAGGACUUUGGUGGCAGACAAUCAUCCGGAGAGUGAGCGUAUCAGCAUGAGGCAGUCCAAGGUGGACAAGCUGUAUGCAGGCCUGAAGGACCUGUCUGAGGAACGGAGGGGCAAGCUUGACGAGAGGCACCGGCUGUUCCAGCUGAACCGUGAAGUGGAUGACUUGGAGCAAUGGAUUGCCGAAAGGGAAGUAGUCGCUGGAUCCCACGAACUGGGGCAAGAUUAUGAACAUGUGACGAUGUUGCAAGAGCGGUUCCGUGAAUUUGCCCGAGACACCGGAAACAUUGGGCAGGAGCGUGUCGAUACCGUCAACCACAUGGCAGAUGAGCUCAUCAAUUCGGGACAUUCUGAUGCUGCCACCAUUGCUGAGUGGAAGGACGGUCUUAAUGAAGCCUGGGCUGACCUCUUGGAGCUCAUUGACACGAGAACGCAGAUCCUUGCAGCCUCUUAUGAACUGCAUAAAUUUUACCAUGAUGCCAAGGAGAUCUUUGGACGAAUACAGGACAAACACAAGAAACUGCCAGAGGAGCUUGGUAGAGAUCAAAACACAGUGGAAACCUUACAGAGGAUGCAUACAACAUUUGAGCACGACAUCCAGGCCUUAGGAACACAGGUGCGACAGCUACAAGAGGAUGCGGCCCGCCUUCAGUCCGCCUAUGCUGGAGACAAGGCCGAUGACAUCCAGAGGCGUGAAAAUGAAGUUUUGGAGGCGUGGAAGUCUUUGCUUGAUGCCUGUGAGGGACGCAGGGUCAGGCUAGUAGAUACUGGGGACAAAUUCCGUUUCUUCAGCAUGGUCCGCGAUCUCAUGCUCUGGAUGGAAGAUGUCAUUCGUCAGAUUGAAGCCCAAGAGAAGCCAAGAGAUGUUUCCUCUGUUGAAUUGCUGAUGAACAAUCACCAGGGGAUCAAAGCAGAAAUAGAUGCCCGUAAUGACAGCUUCACAGCGUGCAUUGAACUGGGAAAAGCAUUGCUGGCAAGGAAGCACUAUGCGUCAGAAGAGAUCAAGGAAAAGCUAUUGCAGUUGACAGAGAAGAGAAAAGAAAUGAUUGACAAAUGGGAAGACAGAUGGGAGUGGUUGAGACUGAUUCUGGAAGUACACCAGUUUUCAAGGGAUGCAAGUGUUGCUGAGGCCUGGCUACUAGGGCAGGAGCCGUACUUGUCAAGUCGUGAGAUAGGACAAAGUGUGGAUGAAGUGGAAAAACUCAUCAAGAGGCAUGAAGCGUUUGAGAAAUCUGCCGCGACUUGGGAUGAAAGAUUCGCAGCGCUUGAAAGACUUACUACGUUGGAAUUGUUGGAAGUACGUCGACAGCAAGAAGAAGAAGAGCGGAAGAGGCAGCCUCCUUCUCCGGAGCCAAGCCCCAAGACUGGAGAGGAGCCUCAGCAGUGGGAUGGCACAAAAGGAGAACAGGUCUCGCAGAACGGUUUGCCGCCGGACCAGGAAUCUCCCCGGAUGGGAGAAGGACGGGAAGCCAAUGAAAUGGUCAACGGAGCAGCAGAUCAGAGGACAAGUUCUAAAGAAACAAGUCCGGUUCCUUCACCAACUGCAGAUCGCAAAGCCAAGACAGGCCUCCAGGCCCAGACAGCUGCCACCCUCCCAGCCAAAACACAAGAGAUGCCUUCUGCUCAGAUGGAGGGCUUCUUGCAUCGCAAGCAUGAAUGGGAGUCCCACAGCAAGAAGGCCUCAAACAGAUCUUGGCAUAAUGUCUACUGUGUUAUUAACAACCAAGAGAUGGGCUUUUACAAAGAUGCAAAGGCUGCUUCCUCAGGCAUUCCCUACCACAGUGAGAUCCCUGUGAGUUUGAAAGAAGCAGUGUGUGAGGUGGCAGUUGAAUACAAGAAGAAGAAGCAUGUGUUUAAGCUAAGGUUAACUGAUGGCAAUGAGUAUCUCUUCCAAGCCAAAGAUGAUGAGGAAAUGAACACCUGGAUCCAGGCCAUCACCUCUGCGAUCUCCUCAGACAAAAUCGAAUUGUCCUCAAGCACACAGAGCACCCCAGCUACGAGCCGUGCCCAGACCCUUCCUGCCAGCGUGACAAUAACCAGCGAGUCCAGUCCCGGCAAGCGGGAAAAAGAGAAAGAGAAAGACAAAGAAAAGAGAUUCAGCCUUUUUGGGAAAAAGAAGUGAACUACCUGCUUUUCUGUACACGCUGCACUUCUCCAAUCGUUCCAGUGGAAUUCCGGCAUGCAAGCUCAGAACCAAUACAUUACUCUCCGUGCCUAAUGUUCCUCAAUGUGAUUUAAUUUUUUUUAUUUAUAGAGCAUUUUUAAAAAAAACACACAAAAUUCUAAAGCUACAAUUGUCUGAGGUGCAUUGGGCAACUUAGGAGUAAGAGAGAACACCUGGUUUCUUUUUUGUUUUCAUUAUUUUCCCUUUUUUCUCUUGGGUUGUUUUUUUUUUUUUUUUACGGAAUUUAAUGUAGAUUAGUUCUUACUAUUUAAACGGUUCCUCAAUUUUUUGAGGCUGUCUUGAAAAACAGUGCCCCACUUAGUGUUAUUGGUAUGCAAGGCAGCAGUGCUUAUAAAGUUAACAUGCCCACCAGAGACCAAUGUGCACAGUUUUAUUUUGUUUUUUUCACUUCCAUCUGAGUUGGUUGCACUGAGUCUUGACUACUCGAUUUUCCCCACUGCGAAUCUAACUUGUAAUAAAAUGGUAGCGUAUUCUCUUUACCAUAGUAGAGUGCAGCCCAACAUUACUUACAGACAAAAACCAUUUGCAUCCAGACAUCUGAAUAUUAUUAACAAGAUUGUGACUCUUUUUCCCUCCUGCAUCCGGCAGCGACAGUUAAGAAUGUUGGUAUGGACAAGAAGGACUUAGCAUACUGAUAACAGUUUUAAAUAAUCUGUAAUUUUGAUUUUUUUUUUUUUGCUGAAAUACAUUAUAUUGUAUGUUUCAGAUAAUUCUAGUAAAAAGUAUAAUAAGACUAGAUGUAUAAUAAAAAACCCUUUAAAAUCAUUGAUGACGUGUAAAAGUGGAACUGAAUCAUUUACUGGAAAAAAGUAAUGUUACUCCAAUGGUUAACAUGCUUGUCAGCUGCUGCACUGUGUUAUAAUUUUGCUACAUUACCUUUGCUCUUUGAUACAUAGUGUGCAUUUCUUUGUCACUGUAACUAUUGUAAUGAACAAUUUUCAUCUUACUGCACAAUCAAAAAAACAUUUAAUAGGAAUGAAUUCUCAAUGAUUGGGCCUGUAGUCAGGAUAGUACUGGGACUGGCUUUCGGUUGUACGGAACUGUACCUCUAAACUUUUACCCUAUCUGUUAAAUAUAUGCUAUGUCAUUAAAUGCUUUUAAAACUAA
Messenger RNA from Varanus komodoensis (Komodo dragon), 9274 nucleotides. RefSeq names its product spectrin beta, non-erythrocytic 1 (gene SPTBN1). The transcript has 36 exons. NCBI's taxonomy places the organism in Eukaryota, Metazoa, Chordata, Lepidosauria, Squamata, Varanidae. The record is from RefSeq and is a predicted model, not a curated record. Gene Ontology annotation, cellular component: plasma membrane; spectrin; cell junction. Gene Ontology annotation, molecular function: phospholipid binding; structural constituent of cytoskeleton; actin filament binding. Gene Ontology annotation, biological process: protein localization to plasma membrane; actin cytoskeleton organization. Bases 1025 to 8104 code for a protein of 2359 amino acids.